This is a messenger RNA of Stegostoma tigrinum, 3072 nucleotides long. It is a transcript of the gene chmp1a, whose product is annotated as charged multivesicular body protein 1A. The transcript has 7 exons. NCBI's taxonomy places the organism in Eukaryota, Metazoa, Chordata, Chondrichthyes, Orectolobiformes, Stegostomatidae. The record is from RefSeq and is a predicted model, not a curated record. Bases 90 to 686 code for a protein of 198 amino acids. Gene Ontology annotation, cellular component: ESCRT III complex; multivesicular body. Gene Ontology annotation, biological process: protein transport; endosome transport via multivesicular body sorting pathway; late endosome to vacuole transport.
GGGGUACCUCGCGAGAGUUGGGAGCGGAGGUUGGGGCCUAGCUUGCCGGAAGAAGGAAGCAGCCGCCGCCGUCGCUGCUCAGGGAGACCAUGGAUGAUACUUUGUUUCAGUUACGGUUUACAUCAAAACAGCUGGAGAGAUUGGCUAAGAAGGCAGAAAAGGAUUCCAAAGCUGAGCAAGCUAAAGUGAAGAAGGCUCUUCAACAAAAAAACAUUGAAGGAGCAAAGAUCUAUGCCGAAAAUGCAAUUAGAAAGAAAAAUGAAGGACUGAACUGGUUGCGAACAGCUUCCCGGGUAGAUGCUGUAGCAUCGAAGGUGCAGACAGCAGUCACGAUGAAAGGGGUUACAAAGAAUAUGGCGCGUGUAACACAAGGAUUGGAUAAGGCACUGAAAUCCAUGGAUUUGCAAAAGAUUUCUGCUGUAAUGGACAAAUUUGAGCAACAGGUUCAGAACCUUGAUGUCCACACUUCAGUGAUGGAGGACUCGAUGAGUUCUGCAAUGACACUGACCACUCCUCAAGAACAGGUUGAUAGCCUCAUCAUGCAGAUUGCAGAGGAAAAUGGGCUGGAGGUCAUGGACCAACUAAACCAACUUCCAGAAGGUGCAGCAUCCCUUGGUGAAUCCUCUGUACGUGAACAGGAUAAGGAAGACCAGCUUUCAAAAAGGUUGGCUGCUUUGAGGAAUUGAAAGUGGAGUUUGCUUCUAAUCCCAGCUGAUGGACUGUGUAUGACCCUGUGUCACUUUUGUACAAUGUGUAUAAUGGCCAAAAAUGUUUACUUUCAUUAUACAUACAUUAGUAUGAUUAACUACUUUCACUUUAAGCUCUUAUAAAAGCUAGUCUGAAUUUAAAAAUAUGUAUAUUAGAGGGUUAACUAUAGAUUCUCAUAGUCAUGACUUUUAUCACUGAAUCUGAAGUAAAACUUUCUGACAAGCCCUUUAUGCUUUUAUGUUAAUAUGAUGUACACACUCAAAUUAAUUUGUAGCUUGCUUCAGAACCAUACUGAAAGACUGCAAACUUGUCUUCAUUCUUGAUUCUGAGACCAUUCUGGUUUGGCUGAUCUUGGGGCAAUAUGCAGGAUAGGUGGCCACCUGAAGUUUUAUUAAGUGUUUCAGAGUUCUGGAAGGAUUUUGCUUUUUCAGAGUAUUGAUUUGCUGAAUUUUGCAUGUGUCUACCUGGACGGAAUGCUAUCUGAGGAUGAAAUAUUCUUCUAUCUUUACCUUAUGAAGUGAACUUGUAUCAGUUGGUAAACUCUUCCUGUAGGCUGCUGUUUCCAGUAAGGUGUGCUGACUUCUGUGCAACAAGCAAUUAGGUCAAAACAGUAGGAAAUGAGAUCUCUUUACCUUUUCUACAGUUGAGAAUAGAAUGAUGGCAUGCUUUAGCCACACAUGAUUUUGGUUCACAUAUAUUGUCAUAAACUCUGACAGCCAAUCGGCUGUCUCCUGUGAGUGGACCUAGAGUCUCUGAUAUCAUUUAUGGGAUGGGGAUUUGUUACCUUUGCUCUGCCAACUAAGCAAGAAUAAUGUUACAACUGCAACUGUAGAUGCAAUCAAGAAUUUGAAACAAUCUGGCCUUAUUUUAAAAAGUGCCUCUUUUGUGUGCCCUGGUUUUUUCUUAAAAUGAUAUUAAUUUGCAGAAAUUAGUUAUGCGACUACUCUGAAUUCAGUAAGCAGUUGAUUAUAACUUCAAGUAUGCUCACUGGAAUACAAGACAAUGUACAAAAUAUAUUUGUGUAUACCUUUCAAGUUGUACCUUGAACAUAUGCAGUUCGGACUUAUUGGAAUUAGACCAUUUAGACUAGGAGAAAGAAGGAUAGGACAUAAAGUCCUGAAUUGUGUUAGACUGUCAGUCUGAAUGUUCAGCAAGAUAAUAAGCACACAAUCACAAGUUUUGUAAUCGUGUAUUUGGGAAUUACCUUCAGAAGUUAAACUUUUUGGAAAUGCUCACUGUCAUGUGGAAGUUGCACAUUAUCGGUUAAAAUACUUCACUCCUCCAUGUAAAAUUUUGUCAUAAUUGCUUAGCAAUUUGUAUGAUUUAUGGUGUAGCCUUGAUUUUAAACUAAAGCCAAUUAUAGCACGUGGCCUAAAUUUUUAUCCAGGUGUGCUUUAACUAUUUCAGUAACCUUUAGAUUGCAAUGUAAUUAAAUUGAAAUGCAACCAAGUUCAUUCCAACACAAUUUUUGCCUCAUUAAUGAAAACAGCAGCAUUAGGUAUUCUGUAAUUCAGUGGUCUAUCAAAUUUAAACAAGGACUCCAUGCUAAUGCAGUGCACUCUACAUAUUCACAGGUUGUUGUUGAUUUUUUUUUUCUAUUUUUAGCUAUUUAGAUCAAAUGCCUGUAUGAUUCCUUAUCCAAAACAGGCUGCAGUUUUGAAAAUUUUAGGUGGUUAAAACAAUCAGGUAAUUUGUUCUGCAUUAUCACCAAACCCGUUUAAUAACACAUUAAUAUCUCAAAAUAGUGACACUGAAGUUGCUGCUCAUGUGCUAAAAAGUUCCCCCACAGCUUAAUUUAGCAAUUAAAGCCUUUAAAUUACUUACUUUCUUACAGUGGUGCCUGAAUGCUGCUAUAAACUAGAAUGUUCACAGACCAUGAAGAUUAGAGCUACAUGCUGAAAAAUACAGCGAGCUAGACUACCUAACUAUGAAAGUUGUUUUAAAAAUACUCAGCCAAAAUUUAUGAAAUAAACAUAAAUAUGGAAAGUUCUCAGAAGUUCAGGCAGCAUCAAUGGAGAAUUAGAACUAACAAGAGGUUGGUGACCUAAAAUGUUAAUACAUUUUCUUUAUGGAUUGCCAGUUGGUAUUUCUAGUAUUUUCUGUUUUCACUUCAGUUUUCAACAAAUGCAAUAUUUGGCUUGUGUGUGCUUUAAUUCAUUCUUGUAUUUUAAGUAUGUAAUAGCAAUAACAAUGUUUGCUGUUUAGAUUCUUUGAAACACUUGAAUAGGUGCCUGGAAAUGUUUUAUAUUCCUUUCGAAAUAAAUAUUUUCUGUUGCUAUACUGUGUGAUUGAUUUUAAUAUUUGUUUUAGUUGGGCUGUGACUUUUUUGUUUGGGUAAUGUGAUUAUUUAUAUGCAGAUUAAUG